ACACUUCAUUUUAAUUAUGAAUAUACAUUCGAAUCGUCACAUUAAUGUUGGCUGGAAUGAAUUAUUCAGAAUUCGACUCUUAUGCUCCAUUAAUAGGUCACACCUCUUCGGAAUUAACAGGGAGCUUACCUGAAGUAAAGGACUGCUCUUCACUAGAAGAUGGACAAUAUGAUCAAAUUUUCGAUUUUUUAUCUAACUGGACUACUGGAGAAACGUUAGCUUUUGGCGAAGGUACACUGGAUUGGUUGGAUCCAUAUUCAAAUAGCAAUCCCACUGAUGAGGAUGAGCUUUCAUCUAACCUAGAUUCGCUAGUAAUAAGUCAAUCAAGACUCCACUUCAAGCUCAAUGCUUAUCUUCAUGGAACAGAUGAGUUCAAUAUAGGCUCUUUAUCGAAUAGUUGGGAUAUACCUGAAAUACACCCGUUAAGGACAUCUAUAUCAUCAAGUGUGCCUCUGAAUAAUUAUGCUUUUAACACCAAUUGGUAUGAAAGAAUACAAUUUUCUUUCAGAAGCAUAUGGCAGCGUGAUAUUCGAGGUCCAUUGCACAAAUUUUACAAUGAAGAAGAAUACUCAUUGUUGCAGGAAGUUGGCAGAUUUUCACAUGCCUGUAAACUAGGAUCUACACGUUUGUUGCAGUCGUUGUUAUCAUCUAACAUGCUCAUGUUACCCAGUGGAUUUGUAGAAAUAAAUUCUUUGAACCAUCCAUAUAUAUACCAGGUUUAUAAACCAAAGUUCAAACACGGUAAGUUUAUCUCAGAAUUUACAAUUAAUAUAGAUCGCAUCUUUCUGAAUGACGGUAUUGUCUUUACCCUUGUUCUUGGGAAUUAUCAUGACUAUUCUCAUGUAACAUAUACUUCAGUUAAAAAAAUAUACUCCAACGAUACAAACGGAAAACAGGCUCUUUGUGACGCUUUGUAUCAUUUGGGAAAAAAUACCAAGUUUAUUCUCCCUAUCCAAUGUGCAGUUGAUUACAUAGGCAUAAGGGUAGUGGCCGAACCACUCGUCCAAAUUAGGUUGAGUCUAUAUUUUCUAAUAAAAAAAUCACGUAGGCCUUCCCAUAACUUUGUCGUAUAUGAUAUAUUGCAAAAUUUGGAUAAGCACAAAACAAAAAUCUCACUAUUUGAAGAUGGAGAACUAUGUAGCGACCUAAGGGCUAUAUCUGAAUAUCUAAGACUUAUUUCCUGGCCUUUGCCAUUUGGAUCAUCAGAUAUGGAAAAAAUCCUAACUGAAGGCUCUGGCGAACAUUUCAUAAAAUCUGAUGAUGCAGUAAUUAUACGUAACACACAUGAGGUGUUACCGCCAUCUGUAAAUCUUGGAUCAUCUCUGGAUCCUCUAUUCAAGUCAAGAUUCCGCUUGGAGUUUUGUACAAAAUAUUAUGAACACCCAUUAAAAUGCUCUAUAAAAUCUCAUUCUAUUUUUGGAUCAAAUUAUACCUCUGACAAUGAUAUGUUCAUUCGGGCUAAUGAUUGCAAUUACAUACUAUUGGAGAACAAUAUAGAUAAAUUCCACAAUCUGGUAGAUUCAUGGGAUAUUAGUAAUGCAUUUCACUCUUCAGGUAUUAAUUUGAGACAUAUUGGAGUGGCCUAUGAGAAAACUUUACAUGGUGGACUUAAGGAUGUUUUGGGAGUGGAACUGGUAGCAAGGGCCAUUAAGCACCUCUGGAAUACGCAACUAGAACUUUAUUUUGUUUCUAACUCGUUAGAUCUAGACCUAUUAUUGGGGUUAGAUAUUCUAAAUCAUGUAUAUUAUUUUAGGGAGCUGUUAAAGAUGAUCAACGAUACAUUUGGGUUAACCAGCAAUUCCCCCUCAUUUUGGCAUCAACAUAUUCUUCCAGAAAUUUCCAUGCAUUAUACUGUUAUAAAUUUGGAUGGAAUUAACAGCAAGUCGAUGCCACACAUUCUUUUGAAGAAAGCAAUAGAGUUCAAUUUAGGAAUAGUUUUACCAAACCCUGACAAUGGUUUUAAGUACGACAGAGAAAUAGGAUUACAUGAUUUAAAGAACGUAAAACCCUCCCCUGUUAUGCUAUUUGGUGUGGAUGAAUCUUGUUUGAAAUGUAUAAUUCCACGUUUACACAUAGCAUAUCCUCGCAGUGAUUUAUCGAUAUAUAAAGCGGCAUAUAAACUAUAUAACAAGCAAGGUCUAAACUUUAAUAGAAUCUGUAACUCGGAUUCAUUUGGUAUGGGUAUCUGCAAUCAUGUUCAAGCUAAACUUGUGGGAAAUGGAUAUCCGUGUGAUCCCACAUGUGUUUUAGACGAUAAUCUUGUUUGCAACAUAUAUAAGCAUAACAAAACAGGAUUAGAUCUCUUCUGUUUGUCGGAAGCGUUGUUGCUCUCUGAUCCUAUAAAACGGUCAAAGUUACUGAUAACAUUGGGGUAUGAGUUCCUCCGUCAUAGGGACUAUGAUAAAGCUUUGGAAUGCUGUGAUUUUCUACUUGAGAACGCUUGCGAUAUUGCUAUGAUUAAUGUUCAAGCUAAAUUAUUAAAAAUAGAAUGUUGUUCCCUUAAAGGAGACUAUUCAACAUGUCUACGAUUAUACAAGGAUCUUUCAUCAUCUCUGAAGCACUUUGAAGGAGAUGAAGGCGUUUUUAGGCUACAACUACUUCUCAUUAUGUCGUUUGAUGCCUGGAGAAGGAGGGACUACAAUCGUUGUAUAUCGUACAUUAAUGACGCAAAGGAUUCCUUCACAAAUCUGUUUUGCAUACCAAAUUAUGAAUGGCUACCGGUUGCAUUUUUGUCACUACUGGGAUAUUGUUAUAAUGCAAUUGGGAGAAUUUCUGACUCUACAAAGAUUAAUCGUGAGGUUGUGAGGCAUUGUAACUUAUCUAAACUACCAAAGUUUACUCUUUGCAAAUUGAUGUGGAUUUUGGUUGAUUCACUAAUAAGAAUUGGAUCGUAUGAGCAAAGUCUCGAAUUAGCCACAGAACUAUAUUCGAUUAUUGAAAGAGAGUUUGGAACUUUGUCAUCCGAGUGCUUACAUUCUCUAUAUUUGUGUGCUUGGAUAAAUCAACAAAUUGGAUGUUUACAUCUGUUGCAUCCGUAUCUUUAUCUUUCAAAUUCCGAGAAUAUUAUCGCAUUAAAGGAUGAUGAGUGGUUUGAUAAUGUAGAUUUGAUAUUAGAUGAAUUCGCCACAGCAAGUAGCUGUGAUAUAAAACGAAGGCAUUGUGAAGAAUCAAUUUCGUUUUAUACACUGUUAUGUAAAAGAUUUAUUUCUUUAUCAAGGGAGAAUAAAAAUCGCGUACUGGAAAUAUUGAAGACGUUGUCUCCUACUUUGGAUCUUUCACCCCUUCAGAAGUUAUAUAAUAUAACAUCUGAAUCCAUUAGAGAAUAUAAAACAAAUGAACAUGAUAUAAAUCUCUAUGCAAACAGAUUUUUAAAGGAACAUCUUGAAAAUGGUGAUUUUUGUAAGCAAAAACUUCUUCUAGUUAUAAAAAAUUUCAUUUCAGUUAAAACCCUUUCUCUUUCAACUAGGCAAUGUUAUGUGAUUGCAUGUAAAUUAUACAAUGCUUACGCCAGCCAAAUUUCUAGUGAAUACGUAUGGGACGUUUUUACGGGUUCAGACAUAAACAAUAGAACCAUUCCAAGAUAUAGGAAUGAGUUUGAUCCGAAUCAUAAAUAUAGAUAUGGGAGUACAUCUGUAAAGGGUUACGAGUCAUUUUUGUCAUCUGUAAUCAUCAAAAAGAACGCCGUACCGCACAGCGGUCAUGAUUUGAGAUCCAUUGAGAUGAUGUUACUGAAAGAACCAUGUAGUAGUGAAUCCACCAUUUGUGAAUUAUGCUUGGAUCAUUGCCAGAACAAUUUUGGUACAGACGACUCACCCAGUAUUUGGUUUGAUUCCGUCUUUGAACUUGUGAACACACAAGAUGUUGGUAGCGGCAGUAAAUUUUUAUUAAGUUUGGAUAUAUUGCGUCACUUUCUCACUCCUUGUCAGAGACUGGUCAUUUUGGGUCUCAUUGCUAGUAUGACAAAGUCAGACUUAGCUGAUACGAUAACAUUUAAAACAUUUAAAGCCGAAAUGCUGAAGGCCAAAUGUAAGGAAUGA
Molecule: messenger RNA, 4037 nt
Organism: Theileria equi strain WA
Lineage: Eukaryota; Apicomplexa; Aconoidasida; Piroplasmida; Theileriidae
Exons: 11
Coding region: 45-4037 (1330 amino acids)
Molecular function (GO): protein binding
Source: RefSeq, a predicted model, not a curated record